AAAAGUCUCUUAAAAAAAAAAACUUUCUCGUAUACUAACAAUUACAACUCGUUGUCAUCGUGCAAUGUGUCUUUCUUGUCGGCCAAUCACGUGCCGACAAAAAUGGGCUUGUAUGAAACUGUACUCUCCCUGGCCAUCGCGUGCCGUUUCUCGUACACCUUGGCCAUCAUGUGCCUUUACCCCCUGGCCAUCGCGUGCCUCUACCCCCUGGCCAUCGCGUGCCUUUACCCCCUGGCCAUCACGUGCUUUCACCCCGGCCAUCGCGUGCCUCCUUUACACCCCUGGCUAUCAUAUGCCUCCUUUACCUUGGCUAUCAUAUGCCUUGUUCCUCACGGCCACCAUGCGCCCAUUCAAUCGAAUCAAAACUGGAACUACACCGUCCCCCCUACUUGGCACUGCAGCAAGCAGCAGCAGCUUUCAUAACAGCUCAACCGCAGUACCUUGCAGCUUCGCAGAAGCGUCCGUAUACUCCUGCAGAGGACUACUCAUCCAGCAACAAGAAGUCUGUCUGGGAAGACACCCGCACCGCACCAUUGAGUGUACGGCCAAGCAAACAUGGGACAAGAAGUUCGAGACCUGCGCAGAGCGCAUCCGCAAAGGCCUUUGGGCUAAAGACGGGAAACAACUCUGUACUGCUUGGCAGAGGGAGGAAGGAUGCACAACGCCAAAACACGAUGCGCGCCACGCCUGUUCAGGCUGCGGAGCCGCUACGCACGGAGCCCAAAGAUGCCCUAGAGCGCAGAAAGCAGAUGCCGCUGACGCCAUACAAGGCUGACGCAUGGGAACAGGAACUUCGAAGAGCAGGACUUCUUGGGCGUUUCGCCAAGAUACCAAACGGCCUCCGGUUAGGUUUUGAGAUAGAUUUUCCUCCUGUCAGAUUUAUGCAGGUUCCGCCAAAUAAAAGUUCGAUUACCGAGUA
This is a messenger RNA of Suillus discolor, 919 nucleotides long. RefSeq lists its product as uncharacterized. NCBI's taxonomy places the organism in Eukaryota, Fungi, Basidiomycota, Agaricomycetes, Boletales, Suillaceae. The transcript is spliced from 2 exons. Bases 65 to 775 code for a protein of 236 amino acids. The record is from RefSeq and is a predicted model, not a curated record.